Molecule: messenger RNA, 935 nt
Organism: Monascus purpureus
Lineage: Eukaryota; Fungi; Ascomycota; Eurotiomycetes; Eurotiales; Aspergillaceae
Source: the annotation of a GenBank genome assembly
UAUUCUGUCUAGUAUCAGGAUUCAGUAGAUUGGGGAGAAUUGCUUGUAUGAAUUAUUCCUGGAGGUUCCAGCGGUGGGUCAUUAUUUGUUGACCUGUCCAAGUUCAUGAAGACUGUCCAAGUUCUCAUCCCUAUCUGAUCUGAAGCCUUAUUAUCAUCCCUCUACGCGUACAAUGCGGAGAAUUCAUUGCGUCAUUACCCACCUGCGCCCAGCGAGAAGAAACAUAAAUAUAAAUACCCAUUGCCAAUACCACCCCGGCAGGACGUCGAUAUGGCUAUUUCGCACCCAUCCAACACCGAUAUCAGCAGCUAUCAAGAGACAACCACCGCCACAACAAAGAAUGUCAUCGGACGACGCAUACACAUCCUUCCUCGAAAAGGCCAACGCAGACCUUCAAGCUGGUCGACAGCAGGAACAGCAGGCAACAAUGGGAAUCCGAACCGAAACGGUCGAUGUCGACGAACACAUCCCCGCACCGUUAGAUAGAGUCGGGGAGACGUUUUAUGUCUCUGAUACGGAUGAGCCCUUUGAGGCAGUUGUUUUGAGGUGGGAGGGGGCUAGGAAGGGAGUUUGGCCUGAUUAUUCACAAUUCUCCUCCCUCGUUUCCACAUCUCCCCACGCAAACCUGUCUGUGACGACGAUAUCCUCCCAAUCCUUUGAUCCGAGGAAUCACUACGCUGGUAUUCUCGGUGCUGUUCGAGAGGCUAUUUCGGCAGGUGAACCCGGUUCUGUUGAGAUAAAAGUAUACCGUGUCGAGAGUUCCGGGGCAAGAGUCGAGUAUUGGGUUCUCGGUCUUGACGGGGAUAAUGGGAGGGUUGUUGGUGUGAGGGCUAAGGCUGUUGAGAGUUGAUUUUUUUUUUUUUAUUUGAUCGUUGCUACAGCUUGCUCCAGCAAAAUGAAUGAAUACAAUGCCCGAGAUAGCUUGAGAAUAAGUA